CUGGGUGAGAUCGCAGCGAAGGUUCCCUUCGACGUAUACAAUAUAUACUUACCUGUGGUGCACGUGAGCUGCUUUUGGGCUUGGAAUCAUGGCAUUGAAGAUCGUUACCUUGGCUCUGCUUUCCGCCUUCGUGAUUGUCCUUACUUCUGGUGAAAAAUAUAAUGUCGACCAGGUCUGCCUCGGCUGCAUCUGCCAAGCCGCGUCGGGGUGCAACGUGACACAAGGGUGCAUCGGUGACAUAUGCGGCCCCUUCCACAUCACGUGGGGCUACUGGGCAGACAGCGGCAAACCCACUCUCAAUGGACAGCCUGCCACUGACAAAGAUGCUUAUGCCAACUGCGCCAACGACGCCCAGUGCGCCGCUCGUGCUGUGCAAGGAUACAUGGACGUGUACGGGCAGGACUGCAACAAGGAUGGAAAGAUAAACUGCGAUGACUUUGCGCGCAUCCACUACCUCGGCGGUUACGGAUGCUCGGGUACUCUUCCACCAAAGUACGAGAAGGAAUACAACGAGUGCCGGAGCAAAUUUUCUGCAUGAUAGCUUUUUAUAGAUCUUCCAAACUUUGUUUUUUCGGGAUUUUUUUUCUUUUUUUUUUCGUCUUCCGGUGUAUAAUCCUCUGUUAUUAAUAUCGCAUCUGUUACGAAACAGUGCGAGCCGAGAUUCUUUUCACGUCUAGUUUUCUAUCGUUCGCGUGUUGUUUUUAGUUUGUAAUUGAUUGUCUUUUUUUUAGACCAUCGUCACAGAUUUGUUCACAAGCACUAUAAUUUUAUAUUUAAUCUACAAUGCAUUUCGAUAGUUGUGCAUUUCAAGGCUGUUUUAAUGUAUACAUUUAUGCACAUGUUUUAUAAUGUGAUGAGUUUGCAUAGGUAUGAUAUAAUAUUUCAUAGCA
Molecule: messenger RNA, 890 nt
Organism: Copidosoma floridanum
Lineage: Eukaryota; Metazoa; Arthropoda; Insecta; Hymenoptera; Encyrtidae
Product: lysozyme 3-like
Molecular function (GO): lysozyme activity
Source: RefSeq, a predicted model, not a curated record